Molecule: messenger RNA, 1736 nt
Organism: Brassica oleracea var. oleracea
Lineage: Eukaryota; Viridiplantae; Streptophyta; Magnoliopsida; Brassicales; Brassicaceae
Product: F-box/kelch-repeat protein At3g27150-like
Exons: 3
Coding region: 305-1540 (411 amino acids)
Cellular component (GO): cytosol
Molecular function (GO): protein binding
Source: RefSeq, a predicted model, not a curated record
CACUGAAGAAAAAAAAACAAUAUUUCACUGCCUUUACUGUUCUAAUUUAAAUAAAAUAUAAGUUUUUUCUUCCGCUGAGUUCUAAAUUAAGCUUGGAUAUCCCCUGCAACUGAGGGUUGAUACCUUUCAAAUUUCUUAUUUACGGAUGGUGAAGAAGAGGAAGAAGAAAGAGAAGAGAAGAGAAGAGAAGAGCAGAGAAGAGAGGAGAGAGCUUUAAAAUCCUAUUUUUAGGGUUUGUCUUCCCAUAGAGGAAAUGUCAACAAAGGCUUAGAAGCAGAGGGAGAGACUUUAAUUUUACCAAGAAAUGAUGACGUUAGGAGAUGUUCACACCGGUAGGUUUGGAGCAAACUCAAGCAGUUCUAGGCCAAGGAAGGUUCGAAUUCAUGGCUACAAGAUACCGGAUCUAAACCUAGAUCCUUGUUUGGAUUGUGACGAAGAAGAAACAAGAGAAGUAGUAGUUGGUAAACAUCAGGAUGCAGAUUAUGUACAAAACGUUCCUCAGCUAGCGUACGAGCUAGAGGUCGAGAUACUCUCGCGCGUCCCGCGUUUCGAGUACUGGAAGCUAAACCUUCUAAGCAAACGCUUUUCGCGUUUACUAAAAAGCGGUAUGAUAUUCAAGGUGAGGAGAGACCGCGGCGUGGUCGAACCAUCUGUCUUUAUGCUGUCCAACGGCGACACGAGGUGGACCAUAUUUGAUAAGGACUUCGAGAAGUUUCAGAAAGUUUCGGAGCUUCCUUCCGACAUGUGCUUCUUCCGUGGGGACAAAGAAUCGCUUUGCGCCGGAACGCAUUUGAUCGUCACUGGGAAAGAGGAGAAGAGCAUUGCCUUGUGGAGGUACGAGGUUGAGACGAGCAAGUGGUUCAAGGGUCCUGCGAUGAUCACGCCAAGGAUCUUGUUCGCUUCGGCUACUUGUGGGACCGUUGUGUUUGUAGCUGGAGGGUUGGACGCGUCUUUAGAAGUCGUGAACAGAGCAGAAAAGUACGAUUCUGAGACUAAAACGUGGAUGCAUCUAAACGCAAUGCACAAGCGGAGGAAAUUCUGUUCUGGCUGUUACUUGCGAGGCAAGUUUUAUGUCAUCGGUGGGAGGGAUGAGAGAGAUCAAAACCUAACUUGCGGAGAACGUUACGAUGAGGGAACAGAUACUUGGGAACUAAUACCAGACAUUCUCAAAGAUAUGUCUUUCUCUUCUGUCCAAUCUCCACCGCUCAUCGCGGUGGUGAAUGAAGAUCUUUACUCUCUGGAAACAUCAUCCAACGAGCUUCGCGUUUAUGAUACAAACGCAAACGUUUGGAAGAAGCUUGGAGAUGUGCCUGUUAGGGCCAAGUCUAAUGGAGGAUGGGGCGUUGCGUUUAAGUCGCUCGGGGACAAGUUGCUUGUGAUUGGAGCAUCGUCGGGACCGUCUAGGACCGAGACGAUGUCGGUUUACACGUGUAGUCCGUCCGCUGAUCCUAAGGAGAAGCUGGUUUGGGAGGAGUCUAAACGCUGCUGUGGUGUUCGGCUCAGCCAUUUUAUUUUAAAUUGUUGUGUGAUGAUUGCUUAAGGGUCUUCUCUAGAGAAAUUAGGGUUACUUUCGGUUUUGUAUGUGUUGAAUAAGAUAAGUUGUGGCGUCCCUAAACGCUGAAACUUUAAUCGCUGUUGUGAAUUGUCUUUCUUGUUCAGCGUUUUGCGUCUUGUGCGUUUUAGUAAACGCCUGUAUUUCUUCGCUUUGUGAUAUAAACUUCAGCAUUUGUAUGUUC